Messenger RNA from Styela clava, 3126 nucleotides. The record is from RefSeq and is a predicted model, not a curated record. NCBI's taxonomy places the organism in Eukaryota, Metazoa, Chordata, Ascidiacea, Stolidobranchia, Styelidae.
AUGGCUCAAAAAGGCACAGAGGCAAUCUCUAUAGCCUAUGUCACACAGGAUGGGAAGUUUCGCCUAAAUAUGAAUAACUUGAACUUGCUGUUAGAUAAACUAGCAGAUAAAGAAGAUAUAGCAAUCAUUUCAAUGGCUGGAAAAUAUAGAACUGGGAAGUCUUUCAUGUUGAGCAUUUUUCUAAGAUUUCUCAGAGAAAAAGGGUGGGCAAACACUGAAUGGUUCGGACUUGCAGAUAAGAAAUUAAAUGAUGGAUUUAAAUGGGAAAGUGGAACGUGCAGGCAAACGGAAGGAAUAAAUGUUUGGCCUGAAAUAUUUGAUGUUCCUUUACAAAGUGGAAAAAAGACAAUCACCUUUUUGAUUCGCGAUUGGAGACAUCCAAAGGAAUUUCUUUAUGGCAGUGAAGGUGGGGGGAAGUACAUAAAUAAGCAACUAAAGUGUACAUCAACCACAAAUCGACCACAAGUUCAAAGGGUCAAAAAGUCAAUUCCUAAAGCAUACAAAAAUGUUCGUGGUUUUUUAUUGCCUCGACCUGGAAAUGAAGUGGAUGGAGGAUCAGAUUUUUCUGAACUUACGAAUACUGAUAUCACUGGUGAGUUUCGUGAUUUCACUCUCAAGUUGACACAAACAAUUUUGCUUCCCGAAAACUUGAUAGUUAAAGAGAUUUGUGGCAAACCGAUGUCAACAAAUGGUUUUCUGAGUAUGAUUGCAGAAACAAGCAAAAUAUUUGAAAAGGAUGGAUUGCCUACUGUUAAAACCAUGCUCGAAGGCGUCGAGAAUUCAAACAAGAUAGAUGCUUUGAUCGAAGCUGUAAAAAUGUAUAAUUACAAAAUGAAAGAGCGCAUUGGUGACAGUAUCUUACCAGAGAUUGCUUUGUCUGAGCACGAUAAGGAUUCUCUUCAAGAAGCGAGAAAAACUUUUGAUGACAAAGUGAUAAUUGGGUCAGAAGACGGAAAAAACAAAACUUGGAAAAAAGUAGUGAACGAUUGCAAAAAUGAUUAUGAACGUAUAAUUGAAGAAAAUAAAGCAAAAGAGUUGAAGAUAAUACAGAAAAUUGAUGAAGUAUUGGAAGAGGAGAUAGAAAUAUAUGAAGAUAAGAUGAAUAAGUUGGGUAUUUCAUCCAUAACAGAAGAUACCCUGGAAGAGAAACAUUCCUCAUAUCUAAGUCAAGCAGUAACGGUGUACGAGUCAAAAACUAAAGCUUGGAAUGACAUUUUGUCAAAUGUUAUCACUGCUAAACUAUCAAGGCUGAAUGAAAGAGCAUGUUUUUGUUUUAAAAAUCUCAAAAAUCAAAAAAUUAUGGGGGAACAAAUCAAAAGUUUGCAAGAGAGGGAAGAACUAUUGAGGAUUAAAAGUAUUGUUCAAAAAACUGCAGAAGAUUUUGAAAAAAAGUUGACACCGGAACAAAAUAUUGCAACAGAAAAAAACAAAAUUGAUGAAGUAUUUGAAGAGGAGAUAGAAAAAUAUGAAGACAAGAUGAAUAAGUUGGAUAUCUCAUCCUUCACAGACGAUACUGUGGAAGAGAAGCAUUCCGAAUAUCUAAAUCAAGCAUUAGAGGCCUACGAGUCAAAAACUAAAGCUUGGAAUGAGAUUUUGUCAAAUGUUAUUACUGCUAAACGAUCAAGGCUGACGGACAGAGCAAUUAGGGAAGAACAAUUGAAGAUUGAGAAUAUUGUUGAGAAAACUGCAAAAGAUUUUGAAAGGAAGUUGACAACGGAUAUCACACCCAUAGCAUGCAAUACCUUGGAAGAGAAGUAUUUCGAAUAUCUAAGUCAAGCAGUAGAGGCGUACAAGUCCAAAACUGAAGCUUGGACUGACAUUUUGUCAAAUGUUAUUGCAGCUAAACAAGCAAAGAUGAUUGAAAAAGCACGUCUUUGUUUUGAAAAUCUCAAAAAGAAAAAAAUUAUGGAGGAACACAACAAAAUGUUGCAAGAGGACUUGAAAAAUUACAAAAACGACAUACAAAAGAUGUUUGAACAACAGAUGUUAAAACGAUUAGACGAUUAUGACAGGAAAUGUGAGGAUUUUAAAAAUAAGCAAAAGGUGGAGGAAUGCAGAGAAGAACUCAUAAAGAAAUUCAAUGAGUCAUACCAAUUGGCCAAAUUUGAUUUGGUAAAAAAGCAACAAGAAAUUGCAACAGCAAAAAAAGGAAUUGAUGAAGUAUUUGAAGAGGAGAUAGAAAAAUAUGAAGACAAGAUGACUGAGUUGAGGGAUGAACAAUUGAAGAUUGCAAGUAUUGACCAGGAAACUGCAGAUGAUUUUAAAAAGUCGUUGGCACUGGAUUUGCAAAGUUACAAACCAAACAUAAAAGAGAUUUUUGAACGUCAGAAGCAACUCAAAUUAGACUAUUAUGAUGGAAAAUGUGAAGCUUUUGAAAAUAGGGAAAAGGUGGAGGAAUGCAGAGAAGAACUCAUAAAGAAAUUCAAUGAGUCAUAUCAAUUGGCCAAAAUUGAUAUGGAGAAAAAAAAGGAAGCAAUAUCUGAAAAAUACAAAGAAAAUGUCGAAAUUGUCUGUGAAGGAUUUAGAAUGGAGAUGGAGCAGCUGUUGCAUGAAGGGCCUCUCUCAAAUAAAGAAUUCGUCAAAAAAUAUGGUGAGAUCAAACGUGAUGCAUUGGAUAAAUUUUCCAUCUUGAACAAAAACAUAAAGACGCCCCUUUCGGAUUCUGAUGUGGAACAAUUUAAGAGAAAGUUGAUAGAAACUGUCCAAAGGAAAUAUAUUGAUGAAUACAAGAAGACAAAUGAGAUUAAUCAGAAACAACUCGAAAAGGAUUUAGCUGCUUGUGAGAAACAUGUAAAAUCAGCUCUUGACUCAUACACUAGAGAGAUGGAUAAGAUUUUUUUGAAUGGAAAAUACUACGAAGAAUCUGAUUUAAAAGAACAGCAUAACAGCUAUGCAGCAAUGGCAAUUGAUGAAUUCAUGAAACUGUCUGCAAACAUAGCUUCAUGGACGAAGUUUAUUGAUGAUUUGAGAAAACAGAUACAAGAGAAGCUUCUCCAUUAUCAAUCAUGCAAUUGUAGAAAUCGAGAGAUUAUUCAAAGGCAAAAAGCAGCACAAGGACAGAUUUUUGAGAUAGCAGUUGAAUUGAAAAACCAAUAUAUGCGCUUAAUGGGAAAGUUGGUAGGUUGA